ACUCCGACGUCAACUCCCUGACGAAUGCGGAUAUGCAACAGAGAAAGUCGACACCAGUGAGAAACGUGGGUAAACCAUUGUGCAUAUUCAACCUUGUACUUUUAAUGUGUUGCUCAUAGUUUGUUCUUUGUCCUGUCUAAGUUUCAAUAACCGUAUGUCAAGUCUCCCGUGUCAUGUCAGAGUCGUACACCGUAAAAUCUGCUAUCUGUCAUUUCAACUAGCAGCUAGUGCUAGCUGCAAAUGCUACAAACUGUGUGUGGGUAUCACUUCUCCGCAGUUUUUAAUUACUUGAUUUGAUGUAACUGUCGGCUUUAUUUGGCUCUCGGGUGUUAGUUAUUUAUUUAUGUGUAAAAUUGCAUCUGAACAGAAUAAUUUCUUUUCACUUUGCUGUGAUAGCUGCUGAAAUGUGAAACACUCGUGUUUAUGUGUGUGGUCAAAGCAUGAAGUCAAGGAAAAGCUGUUGGAUGUUUUGUGUCCUGACAUCCGUUAUUCAGAGAUCUAGUUUAAAACCACUAGAUGGUGCACGAGGUCACGUGUUGGGGAAAAUGUACACCAUCCAACAACAACAACAACAAAGUCAUCUCUUCAGUAAUCCCACCUCAGCUUUGGGCUUGGUGUUGAAAAUCAAUCUGCUGACCUGGUAAAAAGGUGACUGGAAUUGAUAACCAGUCAAAACAGACAGGAAAAAAAUCAGAAUGAUCACUUUCAUGUACAGUAUUUGAAACAUUUUUUAAGGAAAAGUUUAAAUUUGGGAUUGAAUUAAGACUAUUAAACGUCUUUGUUGAAAAACUGCAAUGAAAUAGUAUCUGAUUUAUGUCUGCAUAUGAAAAGGUCAUCCUUGGUUUAACAUUCUUUCCAACUCCAUAGAAAUGUCAAGUCUGGCAGCAUAUUAAAACUGUGUCACAUGUUACCCUUUUGAAGUAUUUGUAGACAUUUGUGCCUCUCAGCAUCACUGCUGCUGAGAGAGCUGAUCAAUCAUAGAGUUUCUUGCACUUUUUAAUGUGUUUGUGUUUAUGUUUCUCACAGUGUUUAUACGACUGAUGGCUGCUUCAGGGAAACUGGCGUCUUUCCGUCUGCCUCCCUUACCUACAGUGAGCGAGCUUGUAAAGCUGUACAAACUGCGAGCUGAGAAACAGCUCUCUCAGAACUUCCUGUUGGACUUAAGGCUCACAGGUUUGUCUUCACUUACUUUGUGUGUGUUUUCCUCCAUCUGCAGUGCACCAACACCUGCCAGCUCCUGCUUCUUUUUUUUUUCUUUUUUUUGUGCUGUCUAAACUUGUGGCACAGUGUGCAGUGUGUGUUUUGUCAGUGCACUUGAUUGCACAGUUUCACGUGUCCUUGUCUUGAGACAUUGGAAACGACAAGCUUUUCUCUGUGAGUGAGGUUGAGUAGAUCGCCUGCUAAUGUGAAUGGACUGAGUCAAUUGUUUACAGCCUUUGCAGAGCUUGAGCCUUAAUAUAAUUAUCAGUGAUGCAGUGCAGGUCUGAUCUGCUUUCUUGUCCUUCGGCAAGGUGACUGCUAGAUUAAUGUAUCGCUGCAUCACACAGAGGCAGACAGAUAUUGCAACAUCACACGCUAUUAAUCUCAAUUUAGACACCCGACACUGGGAUCCAGACAUCUGAUUGGAGUGUGUAGUGUGAUUUAUAUGACAUGUCCUUUGAAGUUAGUGCGUAGUUAUUUACUGUUGCAUGCAAAGACAUGAAUGAAACGCACUAUUUGUAAGUUUUCUAUCUCUUCCAUUCAUCUUUUCAGACAAAAUUGUGCGUCAAGCAGGAAAUUUAAAGGAUGCCUAUGUGUGUGAAGUGGGUCCCGGUCCUGGUGGUCUCACCCGGUCCAUCCUAAAUGCAGGGGCAGCAGACUUGCUAGUCGUAGAGAAGGAUUCACGCUUCAUCCCAGGGCUAAAGGUAAACUGAACAGGCCCAAAAAUACUGACUCAACAACACACAUUCAAGAUGUAAUCCAUUAGAAACUGCAGCAUCAUUAGCCACCUGCAGAGUGAUUUACGAUUAUCUAGUCUUUUCGGAGCACUUUGUCAUUUUUCUCAUUUAUUUCCUAUCCCAUCCAUCUUCACAGCUCUUGUCUGAGGCAGCACCCGGGAGGUUGAGGAUUGUCCAUGGUGACAUUCUCACCUACAGAAUGGACCGUGGAUUCCCAGACAAUAUUUCUAAGCCAUGGCAGGAAGGUGAAAGAGACAAGUGAUGAAAGCUGAUGUCAGGUUGUGUUGAGUGAAUUCACCGAGAUUGAAUUGUGAGCGUGUUUGUGUGUCUUCACAGAUCCACCAAAUCUUCACAUCAUAGGGAAUCUCCCCUUUAACGUCUCCACCCCUCUUAUGAUCAAAUGGCUAGAGAACAUAGCCAACCGAACGGGACCUUUUGUCUAUGGACGCACCAGACUUACACUCACUUUCCAGAAAGAAGUUGCAGAGGUGGGUGAACCUUACUGCAUGCUCUGAUUUCUAAAGAGAAUAUUAGCUGGAAUCCUGUGGAAAAAAACACUUAAGUAAUUGUAUAAUUGCGUGUGAAAACUAAAAUCAAAAGCUUGGAAAAAGCAUCAUUAAAUGGGGUGGAACUUAAUGUUAUUUAGGCACAUCAAAAGAAAAACUUAAAAGAGCAGAGCUGGCAUCAGAAGCUAAACAGCAAAAUUGAAAUGUAGAGGUCCAUCAUCGAGGAAUGGGAUGUAGCGCAUUGAACUGUCUCAUUAUAUGGAGGAUUGGGAGUGCAUGGACAAAGUUUGCAAAAGGCUGUAAAAGAGAUGCUAGGAACAAUCAUCCAAUCUGUUUCAGGAGAAAUAAUGUUAGCCCAAGGUCAAAACAAUAGUUGGAAAAACUGUUCAUCUCCUAUUUUCCCUCUUUUAUCUUCCUCAGACAUUAUUAAAGUACAGAAGUAGUUGGCAAAGCAAACAGUCUCACCUAGCAGAAGUCGAACUCCAAUACAAAGAGGCUUCUCGCCCAUUCUCUGCUUUCCCAAUCCUCUAUCCAAUAUCCUUUUUCAUAAUCUACUCUUGUUUCAUCUCUCCGCUGGUCUUUCAUUAGAGAGAUUGUUCUUGAUGCAGAUAGAUCAUGUAAAGAAAAGCAAAAACAGCCUUUCUGGCUGUUUCAAAAGACGGUUGAGAAAUUGAGUUGACAUCCUCUAUUAAACACUUGUUAUUGAUGACAAUUUGUAUUUGAGGAGCAGGUUGAGUAUGUUUCUAAAGCUGAAGGUUCUACUCAGAUUUGAUGAGAGAAACAAGUGCUGCUUUUCCUUUUACGUGAAAAAAAAACGAGUUGACCUUUUUAGUUGUCUAUGAUUGUGGUGAUGUGUUGCACACAAAUGCCUUUUGCUUCAAGUCUUGACAACCUAGAGAGUGUGUAUCAUGGUGUGCAAAGUCUUUGUCAAUAAAGCUUUUCCAGACUAUCCUUCCUCCUUCUUAAUUUUGAAGGUUAAAAUUCAAAACUAUCAUUAAUUGGACAUUGUGAGAAUUGUUGUUCCUUGAGUCUGAACUGAGUUGGAGAAGAAAUCUGCAUGUGUUGCUCUGAAACAGUCGAUAGUCUGAUUUGAAAAAGCAGAACUUGGCUAGUCUGCAUGUUUUUAAAUCCUUUGUGAAAAGUCUAGAGUUCAGACUUUAUGUAUGCAAAUGUUAAACUGACUCAUGAAAUAGAUUUUUUUGUAUAAGUCUGAAUGUUUUUAUGUUCAAACUUUGUGUUUCUGCCAUACGUGGCCAGGUCUCUCUUGUUAAAAAGAGAUCUCUGACCCAGACGGGACUGUCCUAACUAAAAGUCAAAUAAAUGAGUAAUGGAGUUAGGGAGUAGGAAGAUACAGCUGAACUGCACAAGAGUGCGUUUGAGUUCAAACAAGCUCUUCAUCUUGGCUUUGCUUUCCCUGUCCUCUUUCUAACACCUUCCCUUUACUGUGUUUAGGGGACCUUUAGGGAUCAUGCGGUGGAGUAGGUAGUAUUACCAUUUGAGUUUGGAGCUUGUGUUUAUGGAGCCUGGGUCUGUUGAACAUGGCCAUACUUUAAGGUUUAUCUUAUAAGAUACAGAGGCUUUGCUUGAUGCUUUGCGUGAUAUGAUGGGCUAACUGCUCAUCUUCGCCAAAGUGGCCUAGACCUAAGUGAACACCAUUACUUUUUAGCUAUAGCAUCAUUACAUGACGUUAUCGCGAAGCUAAUUCCUUCAGUUGUUAAAAUUAAAUAUUUAUUUCUUAAUCAAUAAUGCACUUUAUUCACAACUUAAACCAAAGUGUUUUUGUUAUUGAGGCUAUUCAAAUCCUUCACAGCAGGGUUUGCUGAUGUUUGCUUAAUUAACGUAACUGUUAAAGACCCAUUAAAACCUAAUUAGGAUUCACUUAUAUGCUCAUUAUGCUCCAAUUUUUGUCCUGUUGAGUUUUAACCAGACAUGUAUCAUUACCACUGAAAACAUGUGACCUCAUCACCUAACCUCACCAGAGAUGCAUCACUGAUUAGUCGUGUUUUCCUCUCCAUCCAGAGAUUGACGGCCAGCACAGGCAGCAAACAGAGGAGCCGUUUGUCCAUUAUGGCACAGUGCCUCUGCACAGUCCACAGCUGUUUCACCAUCCCUGGACGGGCCUUUGUCCCUAAACCAGAGGUAGGAUUGAAGUUUUAUGGUAAUACUUUAACUGUCAUAUUAAAAGAAGAGUCGGGUUAUCUAAUCUUAGCUUAUUCAGAAAGAAUCAACGCUUUACAGUUUUCUUGUGGGAUCAUUUUUAAGCACAUGCUCAGACUUUUCUCCUGAUCAUCGUGGUCAAAAAUAAAAAGAGGAAUGCUGACUUUUGCAUUAAGCAUAUAAGAGCUAUUAGACUGCAGUACAUACAGAUCUUAUUUACUAGGGGUGGGAAUCACAAAUGGACCCAUGAAACGAUAUUAUCACGCUAAGAUAUUAUCGUUACACUUGGGCUAUGAUACACUAUUCUUGAGAUUUUUAACAUUUUGAAAUACAGUGAGUAUUGUGAUACAAUGUAUUGUGAUUCCUACAUUUUUUCAACUGUUUAUCUAAUUUAGCAUUUGGCUUUCCUUUAUGUUUGUCUUAUUUAUGCUGUAUUUUAUUUUCAUGUAGCACAUCCUGCAAACCUAACAAAUAUUUUUUGUGCAAACUUUCUCCUGCUCUAUGAUGCCACCUCUUCCGACCUCACUGAACAAAGUUGAUUUUACUUUUCCACUAUCAUAGAUUGGACUUCAUAUUAGCAAUUAAUCAGAAAAAUCGAUAUUUGGUAGAUGGGACGAAACGAUACAUCACCACACAAAAUAUUGCGAUACUAUUCUGUAUCGAUUUUUUUCUCCCACCACUUUUAUUUACCAACACAUUCAAACCUACACAUUUACACCCUCUGGAGUUUCAACUCCCAGAACACUUUUUGCAAAGUUAUACUGUGUUAGAAAAGUUAAAUGUCCUUUUCCCCUUAAACGGUAACCUUUAAUAGUGGCCCCUAUAAUAACAUUGGCAAACAGACAUAAAACUAUUUUACUGUUCUUACUUCCACUUUUGAUGGCAAUACGAUCUCAUCAUAAAUCCUUAUCUCUGCUUCUCAUCUGGUCUCAUGAUCCCAUCAGACUCCCUCAUCAUGUCACCAUCACUCAUCUCUCCCUCACUCUCCCCCGCUCUAAGGGCUUCAUUAGGACUGUGUUGAAUCACUGUUGUGUCUGCUCUGUCUUUGGCCCCUCUUGCAGUUGUAAUGAUGCCUGGUGGGUAUUUGAGAUAUGGCACGAUCACACUGCGCUUUGUAAUGAGGGCCCAGUUCUUUUUUUGGACCAAUUUCUCUCCCUCUGCUUUGUUCAACCCAUGUGCGUGUAUCAUUGGCCAAAAAAAAAGUGGUCACUCUUGCAUAACAUGAAACUGCAAGGUCUGUUUUUUUAAUUCAAAGGGUCAAGAUUUAUGGGAAGAUCAAGACACACAUUGAAAAUUGAAAUACUGCUGCCAAAUUUAAAAUUCAGUCUUGGUUGACAGACAGCUGCUCGGAGAUGUGUUUGGAGUUCGCAGAUGCUCGAGUCAUUUGAAAGACUCAGGAGCGCUCUUAAAUCUUAGUACAAAUGAAACCAUGUUUUCCUCUUCCUAAAUUAAAGGAUAGGUGUUGGGUUGAUGUCAAAGCUGGACUGUUGGUCCCUUGAAAAUGCCAUGGCUCUUUAGGAGACCCACUGUUGGUAAAUAUUUAAUCACCUGUGUGGAGUAAAAUGCAGCGGAGUGAAUGAGACCAGGGCUGAUUGUUCAUUCUCUUAGAAGAAAUGUCUCCCUAUGAUUUUUUCAUCACACUCAGCUGCCUUCCUGUGCAUUUAACUACUCUCAAGUGUCUUAUUUUUUCCCAUAUAUCAAACUAUUGCUUAAAGAAUCACAGCAUAUCUGUCUAAACCUGCGCGCAUGUGUUCUGCAUGAAUGUGAGUAAAGUGGACUCACACUGGGUGUGUGUGCAUGUGCUGCAGAUGAAUCAGCACCUCCCACAUGCCCUCACAGGCCAUCUAUCCCCACUAAAUGUUUUAAUGGGCACUUGGUCGAACUGAUAUCAUUAGGAGAGAUGAUGGUGCUUUGAUGAGCUGGCCUCCUGCUGCUGGUGUCCUAUAAAAGAUCAGAGAGUGCAUGGUAUAAUUAAUGCUAUCAUACUCUCUGCAUUGUGAAAGCCCCCUUUAACUAGUAUGUCAUGUAGUAUAAUUCAUAAAAAGCUCCGUGGCUCAAGAUUGUUUACUGGUGCACACAAGAGUAAUUACACCAAAUGUGCAUAAACAAUAAAAAUGUCCGGCCUGAUUUACCGGACUACAUCAAAGGCUGGUAGGCAGUGCAGUGAGGGGGAGGUUUGUGACACACAGAGAUAGAGACCUCUUACCAAAGCAUUGAGUUGUUGUGAAAAAUGAAACUAGAUGUCGUAGGACUGCAAAUUUCACUUAACAGAAAAGUGCAUGUUGUACUGGACUGUCCCCUUGAAGACCGUAUAGUAAAAUAUCCACAGCGCUCUAGGCAAACUAUAAAAAUGAUAAUAGCUCAAUAAAGCCACUUUUGCCACCUGAGAUUAAGCUCCUCCAUCUAUAUUGAUCCAUCAUUUACUGUCAUUUUCUUGUUUUUGGCAUCAUUUGUUUGUUUUUUUUCCUGGAGUUUAUGUAACCCUGCCUCACAUCUUUGGCUUAUAAAGCAGAUUAGUAGUUGAUUGUUGGCGUUAUCUAGUUCCCACUAAAGCUGUGAUUGUGUUAAUGAAGCACAACCGGGCCUUUGUCUCUAUUUGCAUCAUCCUUGCCACACUUAAAGGGAUAUUUGUUGUUUUUCUGAAGCAAGGUUGCGUGAGGCACUUGUCUUUAGUUGGUGCAUUAGCCACAGGGGAUCCCAGUCAGCUUAUAGCCCCUUUAGCAAACAUAAAGCGCCAAAAAGUCUCCAGACAGAGCUCACUUGCACCAGCGUUAGUGCUCUUAGGCCAGACUUCUGUGGGAAAACUGAUGCCUGCAUAGGUUCUCUAUCCAGAUUUUCAGCAAGGUAGUCAACGGAUCAGGAUUUCCGAGCAGGCCUGGAGCUGGUAAAAUCAAUCUGUUUUUUUUUUUUUAACAUUUCAGUCAAAGUAUAAUGUUACAGGUUGGGUUGAUUUAAAUGCCCACCGCACCCCCUAUUUCAUCACCAAUGGCAACUGUCCCACACCAAAGCGAAUGAAAUCUGCAGCAGCAGGUGCUAUACAGCACAUAUGGCAAUUAGUGGACCGUGAAAAACAUCUGAAGUGGUUUAAUACUGUGUAAUCAAACAAACAGCGAGUCAGAAGAGCCACGGAAAAAGCUAUGAAAUCACCGAGCCUUUCCAAACAAGCAUGAUGAGAAAAUGGCUUUGGUUAAACGCAAAGAGGGGAAGGGGGAGCGUUGGUUGAUUUGAACCUAUAGGAUCUGUCCAUAGCAGGCUAAAGGGAUAAUGAGUGGGGAAAUGUUGAAUCCAUUUUAAAUUAGCAGCUGCUGGAGUCCGUAUUGACGUGUGCUGCGUAGAUAGGCUCUUAUCCUUGCUGUUUUAAUCUGUCCGUCUUGUUCCUCUCGCCCCCGGACUGCACCUCUCCUGUGUCACAUUGAGUGACUGAGAUUGUCCUUGAAGGUUUGAGAGAAGUGAUUGGCUGCUUCAAUGGUGUUCCCCCCCCUCAGGCUCAGAGUGCCCUGGGUCUGUCCUGCUGCAGAUCACACCUGUCUCUCUUUUCCCGUUCGUCACUUUGCCUGUUAAUUCUCACAUAAAUAGACAGAUUGAGUGAUCUUAAAAUUGCUUUUGUAAUUCAUUCAAUUUGAGAUAACCUUUGUUUGAGAAAAGAAACCAAGAAUAGAAGAAUCUUCUGUUAGCUGCUUGGGUAGAAAUUCUCAUUUCUAAUUUGUAUUCCAGUCAGGGGUCAAGGAGUUUUCUAGUGCAUACUGCCAUCAAGCGUUUGCAUCUUCACCAUGGACAUCCACUCGUCCAGUCUCAUCUUCACUGCCUCUUUACAUCGAAAAUAGCUGAUUAGCAAAGAACAAAGAGUGUGUCUUGACUUGCUUAUCUCCCUCUUUGCUUUCGUGGCAGAAUGUGAUUAAAAUCAACUCUAGUCCUUCCCAGGCAGGUUUUAAGUCAUGCAAUAGAUGCUCCAUCACGAACAACCUGCUGUGUCUUCAGGAGAGCUCCAACAGAGCCCCCCCCCCCUAACAACUGUGUCAUUUAUUAGAGAGUGAGGAAGACAAGGAGGCAAUGUGGAGAAGAGGAGAAGAAGACAGAGGUACUUGAAAAAAACAGUUCAAGAAAAUGAUAGAGAGGAAAAAAAGAGAAAUAAAAAUGAAAGAUUGAUGGAGAGGAAUCAUUGGUUGAUAAUACAGUGAGAUAAAUGAAAAUAGGAGAAGGAGAAAUAGGGUUAGAGUUUGAGAGAAUGGAAAGAAAAUAAAACCACAACAUAUGGUGUGAAAGGCAAUGUGUGGAAUCGACAACAAAGGCUUGAGAAGGGUGUGAAACCAGCAAAAGCUACCUCCACACAAGUACAGAUCACCAGAAGACAGUUUCAUGACAGAGAUCGAUCUGAAAGGAGAGUGAGGCGUACCUCCAGCAGAUGGUUGUCUGGGCCAGUCGUCAGCCUGCUCUGAGUAAUGGCUGCAUCAGCCAUCAACCCGCCAACUAACUGAGCCUCACAGGACGGGAGCCCUACAGAUGUUCGCCUUGUUCAGCGUCGCCGACCAAGAGCACAGGCCAGAUGAGCCGAGCAUAAAUUAAAUUUGUUGAUGCUGCAUUAAGCAUCCAUUAUGGCUUGUAGCCGUCAGUGGCAGCUUCAAUCCACAUGCAAAAAGUGAUAUUUUAAUGCCCUCCAGUUUCUCCUUCCUCCACUAAGCUAUCAGUAGCUAUUUGAAGCAGCAAAGUAUGAUAUCUCUUGAAUUCACAGGGUGUUUCAGCGCUGAAUGUGACCCACCUGGGUGCAUUGUGAUGCAGUGGCAGGCCCGGUGAUGGAUACCUUCUCUGUGACCUGAAGUGGCCCAGCUCUUGCUUCAACAGUACCGAUGAGAAUCUACUCUGAAGGCCUGUGCCGCUUUCUCACCUCCCGCCACACACUCUACAGGCACACAAUCCAUCCGAGCCUGUUCCUAUCACACAAACAGGGUCAAACGCGGUAUCAAGAGUAGCGCAGGGAAAGUUAUUUCAAUGACUCGUUCCAGUGCGGUAAAUGGCGUGAAGGCUUGGUCUCAAUUUAUCACAGACCCAAGGUAAAGAAAGGCUAAAAAUACCCCCCUCCUCGCCUCUCCUUAAACAAAAUGCCGAGGUUGGCAGAGUUGGCUUAUGAAGAUCUCCAGAGAUCUAUUGCUCUGCUGAACGCGAAACUGUGCCCGGGUUAGCUCAGAGUCAGCGUUCGCUGUUUAGCGUGUUCAGCUCUGUUUAGUUAGCUAGCACUCCUACAGAAUAAGCAGGUCAUCCUAAUGAGUAAUGACCAAACCUUAGCUACAUCCCGACUUUGGAAUGAAAGCCAGCUUUAAGAAGAAAAUCACAAGCAUUGCUUAGAUGCAUCGAUAACUAAUGAAGUGUAAAAAAAAAAAAAAACCUCAUCAGAAUUGGAGGCAUCAAUCUAUGAGCUAUUAACUUGACAGGUUAUUUGAACGCUUUAAUUUUGGCUUCAUGCACUGUGAUUUUAUGACUUAAUUUCAGGCUUUAAAGAGGCACUGAUGGUGUAGGCUGGCUUUAGUGGGAGUAAUGAUGAGAUUUUGUAGAGGUGGGAUUUUAAAAAACCUUGUUAUCAUGGUUGUUCAAGCUAAAAAAUAGCUUAACUCAAAGCUGCAUCAACCUCAAGUAGAUUAUUGUUACUUAAUAGUCUUUCUUAAUAAAAUAAACUCUAAAGAUAUCACUUGCAUUCAGAUAAAUAGAUUAGAUUGCAAUCAAACUGGUUUGACUUCACCUCCCAGUCCUUUAACCAUCUGCACUUCCAGCUUACAGAAGCCUCUCUCAGCCACACAGCCCGCUGCUUGCUUGGAAAAAAAAAUGAAAUAUUUAAGGGCCUCCUUUGAACUGUCAGAGUGUAUUGUUUUCCAACACGUACUCCUUUUGUCAUCUGCACGGCUUUAACUGCCUUCCUCAGCAGUAAACUGCUCAGCCAAGGUCAUCGCUAUUAUUCCCCAGCCUCACAUCUGCACUGGAACCAGAGGAGAGGCGCGUCGACAAAGGAAGGUCAUCCUCCCCCAGCGCUGAUGACCACGUUAUAUCUCCAGUAUGAAGCUUCAUGAGCGAAACAAAGAGCAGCACAUUAAGCAUGGGGACAUACUCGAGCGAUUUAGGUGCUCACCGUAUUCUGUGCAAUAUGGUGAGUGCCAAUGGAUCUCUCUUGAGCAAUUGGCCCAACUGUUCCUUCACAUGUUCCGUCAUCUGCCUCGCUCUUUGUGUCAGCAGCAGACCUGGAGGAGUGUGUUAACGCUCCUGUCUUCGCUUCGUUUUCGCCCACAUUUCUCUGUCUGUGGUUGAUCUUUGAAAAGGUCAUUUGCCAGUCAGGGCAGUCAAUAAAAUAAUCAGAGUAUUUUAAAGACACAGGAAAGUUCAAAGAGAAGCCUGACGUAUGAUUAACCCCUGCCUCAAAUUGUCGAGCGCUCACCUCUUCUCAUCUAGGUUCACAUUCCAGAUCUGUCAUAGCGGCAACUCGAGGUGAAGCCUUUGAUGGAAAAUGUAGGUUAAAUACACAGAGGAGCAGAUCUUAUUAGCAGCUCCCCACGAGAGGAGUCGUUAUUUGAUCUGCUCUCUUGUUGCAUAACCAAGAGGAGUGGGAGAAUGAGAGGGAGACUUGAAUAAUCCAUGUUUGUUUCGAGAAAGCACAUCCUCACUCAGUCAGUGUCUACAAUGCUCCAAUCAGCUGUAAUGAGAUCCCAAAUUCUCUUGGAAAGAAACUGUUUCACAACUUGAAGUUUUUUCAAGGAAAAUCAAGUGGAAAAAACAAACUGUACAGUUGAACACAAAACAAGCUCAGCCGAAGGCUGAAGACUUCACGCAGUAAUUGGUUCAAACUUUGAUGACUGGGAGCAGAAAUUGUGGUGUGAGCUUUUCUACUUUUAUUCAUUAUUUGGCUUCUGGCAUUCUUUUUUGGUAAUGUUCAUGUGGCACCAGAAAACCUUGUUUUGCUUGGGGGAAACUAGACUCAUCAAACAUAUUGUGGUAUGCAUUAUUUUUAUCAAGUUUAAAGAUUGCUUGUCCUGAGGUUCAAUUUUCCUUUAAUGUAUUUUUGUGUUCUCAAUGAAUUUGUAGGUAAUGACAGUUAUCUCUCAGAAUGGCAAAUCAUCUGCUGCUACACAUUUCUAAGCUUUCAGAGACAAUAACACAGACCAAUGCUUUUCAAAAGGACUGAAAUUACUUGAUUAAGAUAACUGUUACUUUUUCAUGAAUCAUUAUAAAUUGAUCAGAAUUUUUUUUUAAAAUGUCACACUGUAGAUGUAGCUUGAAGCUGAGAAUGGCUGAAACAAAAAAUGAACAAAUAUCUUAGACUGUUUUAUCGUAUUAUUUUCUUCCAGUCAAUCAACUAGUUGGUUCAGCUCUGGUCGUUAGGUCUCUUUGAUGAAAGGCUAUUCAAUUUUCUAUUCUAUCUUUCUAUUUCUAUUCAACAGAUUCUUUGCCAUAAUUGUCUCUCACAUGAUGAAAUAUCUUGAUAAAAAUCACUCGUCAUAAUAUCACGUGACUGACACAUGUAACCAGUAGUAGGUUUUACUGUUGGGGUGGCUGUGGCUCACUGGUAGACUUGGUCAUCUCUACAUCUUUAAAUCUAAAGGUUGGAAGUUCAACCCUUGUUACUGCUGUCACAUGCUUAAGUGUCUUUGGACUAAUCCCAGAUUGCUCCUGGUGACUUAUUCAGUGGUCUGCAAAUUCUUAUGAAUGGGUUUGUUUAAUACUCAUGGUUUCCUACAGUAGCAGCCUCUGGCAGUGGUGUGUGAAAAUGCAGUAUGAAAGUGUCAAGUCGUGUACAUAAAAGUACAUGAAGAGGUCGGAAAGUGCUAUGUAAGCACUCUCCAACAAAAAAAACAUUUUUUUGAAACAAUAUUUCUGAUGUAUGUAUGGCGACCUAUCAGCUACCAUUUUAACUAAUUUAUAUGGAGUAGCUUAAUAAGGGUUGAUAUCAGAUAUAGCUGUUCAGAAGUUUGUUGGUGAUCAAGCUGUCGUCUGCUCAGGCCUUGUAUAGUAUUUGCUUUUAAAACCUCUCACUGUUGGCGCCCUUCUUUUGUGGGCAUUCUGUCAACAUCUCCACAUGUUUUCAUUGAACUCAGUGCUGUGUCUGAUAAAAUGCAGGAUUGCGGUAACCCUCAUUUCCUUAAUCAUGCAGAAGUGUUGCCAUAAUGCUAUAUAUGUGUAAGCCUAUGCUAUCAUCUGAAGAGAUGCAAUCAUGGGAAGAGGAAAGGUGUGAUAUUACGGCAAGAAGUCAAUUCCCAAACCUAUUUGCACAUAGGCAUGUGUUAUGAAUAUAGCAGCUGGACUGCUGUUGUAUUGAGUGUUGUAUUCCUGGGUCCUGCGUGCUGUUUGAGCAGACAAUCUGCCUUCACACAGCACAGCCUGCACCAUCCAGCAAUCUGCAGAUACGGCAGGAAGAUUCAUACUGUUACUUAUCCUUAUCAGCCAAACGUAUGGGGGCAGACAAUAGACUACACACAGCUGGCAUGUUGCUUUCACAAAAUAGUUUUAUUGGUAAAAAAUAGAACUACUUGCACAAGCACAUUGAGACAACUGUAUCAGAACCUUUGAAUUGUUCAUCAUCACAAAUAUGCUCCAGCAAAGUAAGAAGUGCUAAAGCAUCCACAAAAAUAAGCUGCUAUUAUCAAAACCAUAAAUCACUGUUUGAUACAGUAUAUGCAGGAGAGUUGAAACUCUUGAGACUUUUAGGACCUAGUCGUCACUUUGCACUCUGGCAAUUUAUAAGCUAAUGACAUUGCGUGCUGAUGAUCAAGCUGCACAGCCACGAAAAAGAGACAUAUUCAGCUUCUAUUUUCCACCUGAAUCCUAUCAGACAGAAAUUGUUCCCUUUUUUUCCAGAGUGCCAGUGGUGUUGUGUAUUCAUACUGGUCCAGGAAGCCUGGAAUGCUCAGCCAUUUGAAACAAACUGCUGUCAAAGUAAGACGAGUAAAGGUGCUCUGCGUAUUCUUCUUAUAAAGAAGAUAUGGUAUGAACAUGAUAUUGUAUUUUAUAUUGACACAAUCAGAGGGAAUUCUGGUCCCUCGGUAAGAACAAAGGUCAGAUACUUGUGUACAGUUGUCACAGACUUAAAGUGAACCAGAAUUCCUGAAGCAAAUAUAUUUCUUUGUUUUUUUUGUUUUUUUUUUCAUUUAGAAAAUACCGCCCUCGAGUCUGUCCUACUGAGACUCUCAUGCCCAGUGAAGUCCUGCUGUGCUUUGGGAAAUGAGGAAUAAAGAGGAUUUAAAAUAACCCUCGAAAGCUGCACUGGUCUGUACACAAGCAUCUAGUUGACUUGAGACUUAGUCUGGCAGAACAAAUCACAAAUCCAUAAAACAUUUGCUAAUGUAUAAUUCAUGUACAAACAACGCAAUAAAAAAAUAAAAAGACAGAACUCCGCUUAGUAUUAAAACGUGUCAUCAUGAGACAAUUUGGCACAUUCUCAAAACACGUAUAGUGUCGGUAUUAGUUGAUGACAUGGCACAUUCUUUACUUUGUUUAUUGCAUUGGUUAUGGUGCCUGGGCAGUGAGUUAUUGUCAGGAGGCCAGUUCUGUCUGUGCUGGGCAAGAUGGCGAAGUCAGGGUGGGGUGAAAAAACUUGGCCCUCAAGGGCUGCCCGGGCCGGCAGUGAUGCCCACAGAGAUGCCCGUGGUGUGCCAGCUGCAGCCUGUAGGUGGCGAGCUGGGCCUAGCCAUCUGCUCUCCCCUAAGAAGCUGCAUGAUUCUGAGAGAGAGGGAGAGAACGUGCAGUUCUAUACAUCACUGCCAAGGCCUGUCUCAAACAAAAAAAAAAACAAUUUCCCUCCAAUAUCCAUUCCCUAUAAAGAGCAGACACGCUUUGGAACAUAACUGUGACAGUGUAAAACUGACACACGAGUAGAGUGGAGUUUAGUAUACAUGUAAAUGUAUGUUGGAUGCCCAUGCUUUUACCAUGCUCUCUCAUGUCAAUGACCACAUCCAUGUGAAGUGUGAUUCGAGCAGGACAGAUGGGGGUGCAGAAAAAGUGGUGAAUGAAAUGUAGCAAAAGAGGAAUGGUUACUUCGUCAAGGGGCUGCAAUUUAAGACACGAAGAUGGUCUGCACGUGCAGACUGGUAGCAUAUGCGCACUGCUGACGCACUUGGAAAACAAGUCACAUAUGGAGAAUGACUCAAGCCUUUUUUAGCCGCCUGCCACCCAGCUACCCAGUGGACCAUGACUACAAAAGCUUCUCCUUUUCUGCUUCUUUUUUUGCCUCUCUGCCACUGCACCAUUAGACAUCUGUUCAUCCCUGUGAGUCUACUUGCAUGGUGUAGACCCCAUAGCAGUGGGCAGCAAGGAAGAGCGUCUUCCACAACCUCUGUCUAUGUAACAGGGAUGCAGGAUCACGUUGGAGGCUAAUAAGGGGGAUUAAAGAAAGUAGUGCGAGCAGAGGUGCUGAUUAAAGCUUAUGGAGCCAUGGCUGGAGACAAGAAGCGCCCCUUUCCAAACAACUCCACAUCACUGAGUGACACACGCAUACCCCAAGACAAUAAAGAUACUUGAAUGCCGAAUUCUGUUUCCAUGGCAGUGUGGAGGAGGAUGACAGGAGUGAAAAGCACAUGCAAAAUGCCGGCAUGUCUGAGUGUUUACUGUGUACAAAUACACAAAAGCGCAAGGGUGUGUAUGUGCAUGUCUGAGGGGGGGAGCAGUAAUGCAUGGAUGAAUUGAGACAAGUAGCUGCUACUUACAGGCAUAAUCUGCAUGUAAGUAUAAAAACAGCGUAUCAGUUAGUCCACUCCGUGUUGAGGGAUUGAAUAUCUUCCCAUUUAUUUCUCUUCAAGUCUCGUUUAUUUCCACCUGCAGAGAGAAGCAGGCAACUGUUUGUCUGCCUUUUCUGUCUCAAAUCCAGCCCAGCAGCCCACAUCCUCUCCUGACAGACCUCUUUGAACAGUUACAGCAGGGUAAUGUUACUACAGCUUUUCAGGCACAGGCAUUUUGUGGCUAUGUCUCAGUCUAUUACCAGGCAUUCCUCUGUAUUAAUACACAGACAGGCUCCACACAGCAUGCUUUAGAGGCAAAAUAUCAACAUCAUUCUAGUAGCUAACAAAAAUAUGACCAUUUGUUUCAAUCAAUUCCACGUAGCAUUCUAGUGGAUAAGUAUACGAAAAUCUACAAUGGCUUGCUAUGAAAAGGUUUCCACCUACUGCACUCAGGCGAUAUAUUGCCUAUUUUGACAAUUGGGAAGGGUUCCAAACGAUUGUAAAUAGCAGCUAAAUGAUUGCUUUUUUUCCUCCUUUCAAUUCCAUCCUUUGGCGAGGGAAAAAAUCUACAUGGAAGCCUUCCUUAUUUGCUUAAUCCAUUCCCCAGGGAACUCUUUCUGUGAUUUACUGAUGAAGGAUGUCUGCAUUUGGUUAGCGGCUCCCUUCGAUGCUGCAGCACCUUAUCCUGGUUCCUUACACAUUCACACUGUUUGUUCCAAGGCGCUGCUCAGGGAAUACCUCCACUGCUUGUGCUUGCAAAACAGAAAAAGGUAGAAGAGCAAGAUAGAGGAGAAGAGAAAAUGAAUUCAAAGUUGUUGCCCUCCUUUUUUCAUUUUGUUCUCCUCCUCCAUCUGGAGUACAGCCUAGAGUGUAACAUAAGCCGUGAUGGUUUCCCCUCAGGCUCGUCUCCUUUUAGCCGUAGCAUACACAGUACUGUUUUAUUACACAUAGUCCUGCAGGCUGUAGCCAGUCUUAUUGUCUAAUGGGGAGAGAGAGCAGUACUGAUGCUGCAGCUCCUGCUGCUGAAGCAGUUGUUGCUGUUGCUGCUGCUGGAGCAGCAAUUUGUCAGGGGGAGGGAGCAGGACCAGAUCCUGGGGGCCAUGCCUCUUCCCUGAGCACGACAUACAGAAUAUGGACCCCCCAACAAAGAGGAAUCCCGCUGAAACAAAGGCCACGUACACUGCUCCCCCAGGCUCAAACUUAUUGCUCUCUGGCACACUGGAGUCCAGGAAGUUGGUGAUGACCUCGUUGGUAAACCAGGAAGCGGGCACCAGACAUAGAAAGCCUGCAGCAACAAAGCAGGCACCACUGGCAAUCGCAGCGUGCCGCUUGGAGCGCCGUCCACCUCCCCAACGUGUGCAUUUUAGUCCCAAGGAUGCAAGGCAAAGACCCAUCGCAGCCAGUACGCAGCAGAGCACCAUAGUGGUUCGGGCAGUCUGCAAGUACGCAGGUAGUGAAAGCACUGAAUACUUAAGUGUGCAACUAAACAUGCCUGUGCUGUACCAUGUACAGUCCAUCCACAGGCCCUGCAUCUGGGAGAUAGCUGUGAUGAUGUUGGAGCCCACAUCUGCACUGACCUUCCAGUUGGGCAGCAGAGUGGCAACCAUAGCACCCAUGAUGCCCAGCAGCGCUAGGACAAAUCCAAAUAUCUGCAUGCCCGUGGAUGCCAUGCUUCUUCUCCAGACAAUACUGCCGCCGCCUCAGCCGUUGUCCUCGCCAGGCAGCAUUCACCCUGCGCCAGCCAGGCUGCUUGACCCCUCUGCCCAGCCGCCUCUCUCCCCUCCCUUGGUGGUGUACCAGCUGCCAGUCAAAUCUCCAGCUCCUCAGCUCCCAAGCUGUGGCUCCUCUGUGCUGGAGGAGAGAGAUGUGAAAGAGAAAUUGAACUGAGUGAGUCCUCUCACUCUUCUCCUUUCUUUACCCCCCUCAUUCAACUCACACAAGCACAUACUUUUCUGGCUGGAAACAAAGGGCAGCGUGAAGCAAAAGCGAUAAGAGCUGGCUCUGGCUGAUACAGUAAGUAAGCAAAACACUGGGGGUUGUUGUCUAUGUGUGCAUUUUCUAUGGGCUGUCUGCUCCUGGUCCUUACUGGAGCCCCAUAGAGCUGUUAUUGGAGAGGGAGAAAUGAAUUUGUGGUAUUUGCAAUGCUCAAUUGCUAUGUGGACUUAAAGCUGCAGUGCCCUUACCCCCUCACAUUACUACAUAUAUUUUACCACUUUGAUUUCAAUGCUGUUUACUUAACAAAUUAACCCACAGUUUUCAGUAGUUGACAAUUACACAACAUUUUCUCAGGGUGAAAUAACACUCAAUCCAAAUUAGUUCUAUGAGAAUUAAACUUUGUCAAUGUACCUCAUCUUUUUACUGCAAUUCAGUCCUACUUCUUGGCAGCGCGUUGUGGUCUUUCUUAUCUAAUAAAUCGGUAACCCACAGUUUUCAAAUAGUUUGACAAUUACAAACUGUUUUUCUCAGGGUGAAAUAAAUAAUCCCAUACCCCGGCUGGUGCAGAGCUGGCGCUGUCGCGUCACGUUGUUCGCAGUGGUUCCUGUAAACACACUCAGUCACACAUUGAAAGACAGUCUGCUGCUGAGGGGGCGAGCAGGAGAACACAGCCCGGACCGCGGACCCAUUGAAGCCAUCCAUUUCCUUAGCAACAGCGUAUCAAAGGACAUCCCAGCGCCGUGGACCACACAGGCUUGGCCGGAGCCUGGGAGAAAUAACCGUAGCGCUCCGACUGUCUCCCUCUUUCUCUUUCUCACCCUCAAUGCGUGCUCUCUCUCUCUCUCUCUCUCUCUCUCUCUCUCUCUCUCUCUCUCUCUCUCUCUCUCUCUCUCUCUCUCUCUCUCUCUCUCUCUCUCUCUCGGUUUGUGUGUAUGAGUGUGUGUGCUGGAGAAGAGCCUCUGCCUCACAACAACAACUUAAUAUAUGGUUAUACCUCACCAUAGCACUGCUUCAGACGGCUGAAUUACGGUUCGUCUGUCAGCCGCUGCCUUUACUUCAACCAACCACCGGACCGUAACUCAAACAGUCACGCAUCACUUCUUCCGUCAGAUACCGAGCAUUGAAAUAGUUAUAAAACCUCGUUCGUUUCUUGUUUUUGUCGAAUAGUGUUUAUUUCAACCCAAAAUUCCUAUUUAUCAUACUUUCACUUAUCGAAACACCACUGGAAAAGUUUGAGGGGUAACCUGUAAAAAAGGGUUAAAGGGAUAUUCCGGCGUAAAAUUAAUUUAGGGUCAAACACACUGUAACACCAGACACCAACUUUAGUAACUGCAGAUAGCAAUACACAGAGCCACACGCUCAACCAAAAAGCCACUCUAUAGCCACAAAUAAUGCUCAGAACAGCACCUAACUUCAUCAACAGUACAUACAGGGUCCCAGCCAUAAACUAGCCACCAAAUAUCUUUUUAGCUUUGCCUGCUUUAGCAAAGAGUCUAAACAGAACUCACCUACUCUCUUCCGGUAGCCCUUUCUGUACGGAGACCUCCAGGCGAGUCCAUCGACUGCAGCGGGGUGCUGCAGUUCAAGGAGGAACAUUUAUGAUAAUUUCCUCAUGGACAAUCAGACCGAGACGCUAAGGCAGAAGAACUACCACGUAUGCAGUGCAAAAAGAUUAAUAUGAGGAUUAUUACUUUAAAAAAAAAAAAGAUAAAGAAUUGAUUAUAAAUGUUCUUCCUUGAGCUGUGUCCCCCGCUGCAGUCGAUGGACUCGCCCUGAGGUCUCCAUACAAACAAGAGGCUGCUGGAAGAGAGUGGGUGAGUUGUGUUUGGUCUCUUUGCUAAAGGAAUUAGGCAAGGCUAAAAAGAUGUUCGGUGGCUAGUGCUAUGGCUGGGACCCUAUAUGUACUGUUGAUAAAGUUAGGUGCUGUUCUGAGCAUUAUUUGUGGCGAUGGAGUGGCGUUUUGGUUGUGCGUGUGGCUCUGUAUUGCUAUCUGUGGUCGUUACUAAAGUUUGUAUAAUUAGACGAGCAAGCGGUCGGCAACAUUCAUCUCUCUGUGUCUAACUCGGCGUUACGGUGUGUUUGACCCUAACUUAAUUUUACGCCAGAAUAUCCAUUUAAUUAGCUAGAUGUCACGGCUUUUCCAGUACAUCAAUGUAACAUUUUUGUUUUCUUUAUAGUUACCUUAUCUGUUUUGUUAAAAGCAUCUGUUCUAUUUUUACACAGUCUGCUAUCCUGUCCAUUUCUGUGAAUGCAGCCUCAUUGUUGGCUGUAUUUACAUGCUCUGGAUGGCUGACAUGUUUAAAUCAGGCUGCUUAUAGCAUCUCAAAUUUCUUUGGAAGUAGUCCUUUGACAUUUGUUCACAUGUUUGGGGGGUGUGAGGUUAAGAGCUCAAAAGAAAUAGGUAUCAUUUUCAUUUUAACUCUCUAAACCACUCUGUAUUGACAGUCAGUGGUAUACAAUACAAUUAAAAUACAAUGCCCUUCCUUGCAGUGUGAUGACUAUCAAUCACCAAAACAUAUAAAACACAUCCCAUUCAUGCAUAUGCUCACUAUCCCACUAUUACCCUGCUGUUGUUAAAAGAUAAGACAGAGCCAAGAUGCUUCAUAAAGAUUACAUUUUCAAAGAGCCUCGCUACACAACUGGGAAGGGUAAUCUAGGUAAGACAGAGGGAAAAAAUUCCACUAUCUUUUUGACCAGACAAGCUGAUCAGACUUGUGGUCUGUAAAAGCUUUGUUUGUUUGUUUAUGUGUUGGUCCAGAGGCCGGAGGAGCAUGUGCACCCCACCACGCCAAAUCUGACCCUCCCUGGGGCGUCAUCUUCAUUAGACAUCAGUCAGCAGGAGCCCAAAACUCACAGCUGCUCCCCUAUCUUAGCCUCUCUCUCCUCUUCUCUCUGUAGAGGACGUACCACAGAGGUGGGAGUGGCUAGGGCGGCCUUGGUUCAUGAAUGACAAAAAGGACAAAAUGAUGGAGUGAAAAAAAUCACCCAGGACUAAUAGAGCUGAUACCCUUGAAAACGCAGAUGUGUAUCACUGGUAUUUUGCUGCAUGGGCAAAUUCGCAAAAACAGCCAGCUGUGAGAAUUCUUUUUUUUGCAAUGAAAAGGCAGGGCAUUGACAACAGUGAUGUGCAGAUUGGUUCGUGGCAAUUGAUUAGUUUAGAUAUUGAUCUCUUUGUUUAUUAUGGCCCACUACUCUCUCCAUUCAACAUUGUUUUUCCCAUAAAUCACCUUCAAGAGACCCAUUUCUCAAAAUGAGACUUCGCUAGGAUGCAGGAAUGCUGCAUGCCACAUUACCUGCGGUGUGAUGUUGGUGUCGACCUUCAGCACUACAUUCUCUAUGCUCCUUGUGGGAUACCACUGCAGCAGGAAGAAAAAUUUUCAGCUUUCCACACUCACACACUAGAGUGUGCCGUGUGACCUGUCUCCUUGUAACCGAUGAGAUUUUAAGUGCUGAUGCCGGUGUUGUUCUAUGGGGAGUGAGAUAAAUAAAUAAAAAGACUAUAGGGGUAGGGAAGUGGUGGAUGAAAGGGAAGAAAAAGAUAGAAGGAGAGAAGAGCAAAUCGUGGUUAACAUACUCCUUGUGAGUGCAGAUGUGUGACGCUGUGAUGUGUGAAGAUAUUGCGGACUAUUAUGAGCGUGGUCCCCUUUAUUUUAUCACCUCACAGCAGAGCUCUCAAGCCUUUCCGCAGCAUAGCUCUGAGGCACAGCCGGACCAGCCGCACUCGCUUUUGCCCACACGAAGGGCUUUUAUCGGUCAAUUUGCAUUUUCCUCUUUUAUGUCUUCCCUUGCGUAAUUGGUUUUCUUGCUCAUCGCCGAACAAAAACGGUUUGUACACUGCAAAGAUGCAAGGUGUUGUGUGAUAGCAGUGAUGUUGCUGUCGGUACAAUCUCGUAGGAACAGACCUGUUUGAGUAUAGAUAAUAUGUGUAAACCUGUGUUGGACAAAAGACUUGUGACAUGAUGCGAAAUGACCAACACUGGGUUGAAUAAUUAGUCUCUUCAGCUUUUGACAUCUGGCUCCCAAGAGAUCAAAAUGGAAUGGCAUUCACGAAUUUUUAAAUAUCCCAACAAAACUAUUUUCCCAUGUUCUCUUUUGUUUUUCUGCCGGGCCAGUAUAUUUCACAUUUUUGGGCAAAGUUCAAGCUUUUCUGUGACGAAAGCAUCUCUCCAUGGAGCUGUUCUUUUUUUUCCAGGGCUGCAGUCUUGUAUGUCCUGUGUGCAUGCCAUGGGCGAUUUCAUGGGAAGUACGCUGGGCUGCCUGCACAGGAAGCCAAAGCCCUUCCUCCUGAAACCCCUCAAGCAACAUCAGCCCCGUACAUUCAGCAGCAUUGACUGCUGCCUUCUCCCCUCUGAGUGGCUGUCUCUCUCCACUGAUGUAAUGGAGGGUGUCUUCCUAAAGUAUUGUCAUGAUUAAUGCAGCUCUUCCCCCUUGGUUGCAGGAUCUCACUGAGCCUUCUCGCUUGCAUAUUCUCUGGCCGUAUAUAGCUUUCUUCCAUCCCCCUGCUCUGUUUCAAAACCUGCCAUUAUGUAAGCGGAGGUGUUGGUGGUUUAGGUAGCACGGUGGCUGAUGCCCAAGGGUCUCUGCCAUCUCAUCUUGGAUACGCUUAAAGGGACAUGACAAAUUACUGCUCACACACCAUUGGACAAGAACACACCAUGAAAGAGACAUCAAAGGUGGAAACAGGGAAGGGGGAACUGGAGAACCACAGGGCAGAGCUGGAGUAAUAAGGUUCCUCCUAAGCUUUGGAAAGGUCACACAUCUGGCAUAUAGUGACGCAAAAGUAUGUUAAUAUAUAGUAGAUGUCUUUUGUUCUUAAGUGGGGCAACAAAGGUCUAGAACUGCAGAAAAAGUGGACAUGUGACUCUGGGAUAAUGAUCUCUCAUAUUUUGCCCUUUUCAAGCAUCCUCCCAGGGGAAUCAGACAUAUAAGAGAUACCUUUUUUUUCUGGAGGGAAGCCAGGGCCAGAUUAUUAAGUAUGGCACAUGUAAAAGAAGAAGCAGGUUCAGAGUCAGAGUUAAGAAGUCCUUUAUAGCAUAGGGAUUUCCAUAAGCUGGAGUAUAGAUCCUUGCAUAACUAUUUAAUUUAGACAUCAAAUUAGGGGCCAUGAUUCCCUUGUGGCAGUCCGCUCAAGUGUAAAAAGGGAUCAUUAUCGUCCAAACAUUUCCAUACUCUGUCAGCCAUUAUCUUCCUCUGUAUGAUUCCUGCUGCCGUCAAUAUAAAUAAAAGAGGGGGUUGAGAGAUAGGAGAUCCUGCGCAACGAAGAGGUACUAUGCUUGUCAGAUUAGGUCAAUAAGUCAGUCUGCUUCUUCAGUCCAGGAUCUCUCAGCAGAUGCAAAGUAUUUUAGGGGUCUGGGGAGGGGGAGCUGUGGGUUUCAGGCAUGUUCAUAGCACCUCAAUGAAGGGCCCAGGUGACGGUGGGUGAUUUAAGACAGAGUUUCCUUGCAUGUUGAGGUUAUCCGGGGGAGGAUUAAUGGCACGGGGCAGGAUAUAUUCCGGCAGUGCUACCCAGCGAAGUCAUGUAGCAAGGCCAUACAUAAAUCAUAGCAGCAAAGUGACUUGGACAAGCUGAUGGCUGAAAUGCUGCUGCCUGUAUAGUCCCAAUAUCGACUUUUCCCCUUGCUCCUCUCUUAAAUCAUGAAGUGUGGAAUAUAAAUAGCCUAAUUAUUCCAGCAGAGAGUGAAAUUAAAGACAUUUCAUUUAACUCAAUCUACCAAACAGAUGGUAGUCUGUUCGUGCAUCACCAAAAUUCAGAAAGAAGAAUCUUUUGCAAUCCAGAUGAAAUCCCAAACUCUUGCAUGUUGAUGAGACACUCUGAGCAACUGACUCUUAUCAUACACGUCUAACACAUACCAGGCGGCCUUAUGUAUUUGAAAUAUACUUAAAGAGUUUGAAUAUUAAUAAUAGACUCAUCAAGAGGAAACCAAAGCCAUUACUGACACUUCAAAUAAGCCACAGUCAUCAUUCAAUGUCCAACUGUGUUAAACAAGACAAAACUAAACAUGAAAAAUUCAACAUGAGAUUCACUCAACAGCUGUACACUACAUGCACUUACAGCUGCAGCUCAUGGCAUCCUUUCUUUCUUCUUGCCUGACAAACUGUCAAAUCUUGAACCCAAGAGUUUGAUGCUUUCUCUACACUGUUUCCUUGGGGGCUGUUAAGACUUCCACUGCUCUGUCCCAUUAAAACACCACUGCAACAACAGCCCGGCGUCUCCGGACACUGGGAUGUGGAGAUCUGAUAAGAAUGAUAGUGCUGCAGUUUACAGGUGCUUCCGUUCACUACCUCGAUUGUUCACUGUUAAUGGGGAAAUCUAAGAUGCUCCUGGGAAAUCCUUUGCAUGUCUUUGGAUCACUUUUGUUUUCCUCCCCUAAUUAACGACAACAGUCCCAAGAAAGCGAAGGCAGCUGUGAACAACAGUGACUCACACAAUCUAGAAAUAAAAGGAUGCAUGUGGAGCUCUGCAGGGCAUAUACUCUAAUCUGGUUUAUUUUUCCUAUCAUCUUUAUUUUGUAGGUUUUAAUGUGAUUCCUGUUCUAAUAUGCUUUGUGUAUUUAUCUAUUUAUACACUAGGUGUGGGAGAAAAAACAGAUACAGCAUAGUAUCCUGAUAUUUUGUCUGGUGAUAUAUCAUAUUAUCUUAUUUACCAGGUAUCGAUUUUUCAAAUUAAUUGCUCAUAUGAAGUCAAAUCUAUGAUGAUGGAAAAGUAAAUUCAACUGAUUGUUCAGUGAGGUGACAUCAUAGAGCAGGAGAAAGUUAGUACAACAAAUAAAUAUACGGUUUGCAAGAUGUGCAACAUGAAAAUAAAAUACAGCAUAAAUGAGACAAACAAAGGAAAGACAAAUGCUAAAUUAGCUGAACAGUUGAAAAAAAUGUAUAAAUCCAGUAUAUUGUAUCGCAAUACUCACUCUAUGGCAAAAUGUUAAAAAAUGCAAUAAUAUUGUAUCAUGGCCCAAGUAUCGUGAUGAUGUCGUAUCGUGGCCCAACUAUCAUGAUAACAUCAUAUCUUUCCCUGUAUCGUGUCGUGGGGCCACAAGUGAUUCCCACCCCUAUUUCACACCUUACUUCACAAGUAGCAUGUCUUCCGGUUCAAAUACAUGUACAAACACAUGAAGACUCAUUGCUGCACAUGUUCAGCAUAUAAUGUCUGAGUCCACACAAUUUCCAUGUACAUAUGUUCUCCUUAACAUAACACUUCAGUUGAUUAUAUUUGCUUUAUUGUUUUCUAUUUUAAGACUCCUUUCUUAUCUAAGCACUAGAAGCAGACAGGCACACAAAGGAAAUAAAAUGUUUUAUUAUUCUCAUUCAUUUAUGAUGUUCUUCUUCUAAGCCUCAUUGUCAGUCUGCUCAGCCAGUCAGAGAGCAGUUUCUCUCGGCGCUGUAAGACUAUUACCAACUAUGGAAGACAGACAUAUGACUGCUCUGCUUGGCUGCCCACUGUCUGGCUGUGCCACUAGUCCACACACACACACACACACACAAAGAAGUAUCUCUCUCCUUGCGCUGCUGCCCCUCAAGCUAUAACUUGCAGGACUGAACAGCAUCAUGUGAAAGAUCCUUGAAAAAUGAAGUGCAUCAAAUGCACAGAUCCAGAGAUUGAGGAAUCGACUUUAAUGUAUUUCUGUUCUUUUGAUCUCAUCAGAACGUUCAGAUGAUGAAGACAGCAGAUAAUCCUUUAUAAUAAGAGAACAAGCAAUCCAGUGAAAAGAGAAUGAGUGGAUGUAUACGUGCUGAAGAGUUAAAGAGGGAGCGAUCUGAGAGCAGGAGGAAGGCUCUGAUGAGUCUGGCAUGAUUACUUCAACAGUAUGUCAUGUCAGCUUAGGGCUGACACGCAGGAAUAAGGAGACAGCAGCUAGUAAGGAACGAGAGCUAAGGUUACAACCACUGCCAGUCCAGUCCUCCAGACCUUGGUUGUUACUAGUGGAUAUAUAAAUAGUAGCUGUGAAAAGGGGUUGAUUUGUGUGACCUGAACUGAAACCAAAAACUGCGCAUUCAUUAGAGCAAAAAAAAAAAAAAAAAAGUGUCGUACCGAGUCAACACAGAUGACUGUGCAGGUGCAGAGGGUGAAAACAAGAAGAGUGGUUUGUCGAAGCAGUUAGCAUAUGGCUUUGUUUAAUGUAAUUGGGUGAAAUUCAUAACUGAAACAACUAAAUGGGCUGUAGGAAUAACUUUUAAAAAAUCCAGUUGAAAUACUGAGCCACAAGUAAAGACUUUCAAAGCGAGGUAAAAUAUUUCAAAUAAUAGUUAAAAUUGCUUAAAACAAAAAGACUUGAAAUUGUCAGCUAAAAGUUUUGCAAAUGAUCAUAAUUUAUGGCCUAAACUAAUAAUUGGACAGUUAAAUUGGUUAGCUUAAGGAUGAAACCUCUGAAAUCUCUUAAAUUUGAGUAUGCAUUGACAGUUUGAAUUGACAAUUUUUGGUUUCUUCUCCAGCUUUAAAUAUUUGGUUGAUAUGAAAUAGUCAGGUGAAAAUAAUUAAUACGUGUUGAAUUGUGAAUAUGUGGUUGAAAUCUUUCUCUAGUAAAUACUGUAGCAAAAAUUAAAAAUUGGACAACAGACAGCUGGAAGUAAUGGAUAAAAGGCUAGCAUAGUUGCACAGUAGGUCAAAUGUAUUUCACAGUUGAAAUAGCUAAGACUAAAGGAUUAACAGUUGAAUUGUAAGACUUAAAGUGAUUAAAAAAUGAUGACUCAACUAAGCACCUAGACCUCAGGAAGUUUGGAUAAAAAAGCGCUGAGCUGUACAAAUCCAGGAUCCUUGUAACAUUAGUUUAAACACGAAUUUCCUUUGACAUGUUUUCCUUGGGAGUGAAAAGCAGAUAUGUCUGUUGAUCAGGAUACCUGUGUCAGCAGGGUCCCCACCCAUAAAGAACAACAUGAGCUCUGUGGCUGCUUACCAUGCCCAUUUCUUGAUCAAUAUUUUUAUGCUCCAUUGGCUUCAUGCUCAGUGUAAAGGCUGAUUGAGACAGACAAAGACAGCUACACUGACUGAGGCUCUUCGGUAUAAAGAAACUCUGUUGUGAUGCAGGGAGAGGAAGAGAGACAGGAUAGUGAGAGAGCCUCAGUCUCUAUGGUCCAUCGCACAGGUGUUACUGUGGCAACUGGAACUGGCUUGCCAGUCAGCCAUGCUGCGUCAUCUUAUUUUCUGCUUUUCCUCUUUUCUUUUUCCCAGAGUGUGGACCCGUCUACCUCUCUCUCCCUCUUUCUCUCUUGUUUUGUCCAGCUUUGUUUCUCACUCACCAUUUGUCAGCAAGCCUCUAUCUCCAGCAUUUUCCUCCACCCUUUUCAGUUUCCUUUCUCUAUGCACCUGCACUCAUUUUUUCCAUGUGUUUUUCUUCAUUCCCAUGGACACAUAUUAGAGUAUUUUUCAAGGACUAUAGUAACCCCUGUUGUUUGGAUUCUUCUUUCCUCUCUCUGUAUGUGUGUAGGUGGAUGUGGGGGUGGUUCACUUCACCCCUCUGAUUCAGCCUCAGAUCCAGCAGCCUUUCAAACUGGUGGAGAAAGUCGUCAGGAACAUUUUCCAAUUUCGCAGGAAGCACUGCUAUAAAGGCCUAGAGUAAGCAGUAUAAACACAACUCGCUGUUUCAUGUAAAGCUUAUACCCUCUCUUCCCUCUUUCUCCAUUUUUACUUUUUAAUCUCAUCUCAUCCUCAUCUAUCAUCCUCUCCCUACAUUUUUCAUUCUGUGUUUUCUGACAGCCACGUCGUCACUUCAUCAUUAAUUAGAAGAGCUUUUGAUUAGCUUUUGUCACACACCACCACUCUGACAAAAACAUAACUUUUUGUUUCUAGAAUCUGAAAAUCAGAGCAUCCUCAGAGCUCGGUUCAAACCCACUAGCAGCAUACCAACACGCCCACACGCAUGUGCACGCAGCCCAUCACCCCUGCGCUUGUUAGGGAAGUGUGUGUAGGCCCGGAUAACAAAAGAACACACUGGCUGUGUGAAAGAGAGCAGCAAUUAUGAGUCAUUGAGGUGGCAUAGGAAGACGAGGCAGAAUAUUUUAUGUAACUGAAGUGUGUUGGUGGCAGAGGCACCAAAUUGGAGGGGAGGCACCAGCACUGAAGCGCCUAAAAAGCAUCUGUUCUGCAGAGUGUGUGGAAUUGGCUAAAGAGACAAAAUACUGAAAGACCUUUAAGGCAGAGAAAUUUCCUCAGAAAUGAACGACUCCUUCCUUGUAUUUGAUGUUCGAAGUAGAUCUUUUCAGGUAAGAACCAGCGAAAUUAAUCCGAAUUGAGUAUUUAAAUUAUAGGAGCCUUUUUUCUUUAUGUCACAGAAGUUUGUCUGAGUGUCAGUGUCUACAUCCCUUGAUUCUGGAGCAUGGCAGCGGAACAAAUUAACAAUUCAUGAGCAGUUCCAGCCCUUUGUGUAAUUUCAAUUAACUUCACAGAUUUGAGACAAUUGCUGAGGGAUAAUUUCUUUCUGUUUGAACUUUACAAUGCCAUUAAACUUGCACGAUGAUGAAGAUAUCAAAGCAACCUGAAUGUAGGACUGUGCGUACUGCCAUAUCUCGACUUCCUGUAUUUUAUUCCCCUUUUAGAAAGUUGUUCCCCGAGGCACGCCGUGGUGAGCUGACACAGAAGAUGAUGCAGGAGGCAGAUGUGGACCCCAUUCUACGCCCAACAGAACUCUCCAUACCUCAGAUUAGGGCGCUAGUGGACGCCUACGCUAGCCUCUGCACCCAUGAGCCUGGUCUCGCCAACUAUGAGUACAGAGAGCAGCUCAGACUGAAGCACCUUGCCAAGCAGAGAGGCACACCAACAGACAUAUUUAGCGACCCAACAACUGGCACACCAGCGAGUCCUCAACAGCCCUGCUGAAGUAAGAUAAAGCAAGAAAAGCAAGAGUAACCCACUAAUAGCUCCUGUUAGCACAAGGAAACAACAGUCUGCUCUUAGCUGUGCCAUUUCCACCUGGCACAAGCAUGAAUUUUUUAAAUGUUGUUCUCUGCACUCAGUGAGUAAUAGGUAACCGGCUAUAUGUGAAAUCCUUGGACUGAGAUAAGACCCGCAAGGCUUAUUAGGGUCCUGAGUGUGCUGGAUCAGCUCCAAGACUGUGCUCCAAACUUGGAGGACUGAAAGCAGAGUCAUAUGUUUUGGAGGAGGUAAAGAAUUCAUACUCUUGAUUUAAACCCAUACAAGCUUUUAAGAAAGGAGUAUUUUUUUGUGUUCCAGUUCUUCUUCCCUGACCCAACUUGCAUAACACCUUAUCCUGUGGGACCUGAAGGAAAUGUCAGAAUGUUUUCAGGGUGAAUCAGAGAGUGGGAACAACACGGCAGUGCGAUUUCCAGGCCACUUUUCCUGCCACUAUGAACUAUAUUGCUUCGUCACUUGGGAGACACAGCCUACAGGGAAUUUGUUAGCGUCUGAAAAAGUUCUUUUCUUUUAUAUGAGACAAAAGAACCAAGAGUUUAUUUCUAAAUUUAAAAAUCUAAAUAAUACAUAAUUGGCUUUUGACUCAUCUAUUUAAUUCAUGUCACCUUUGUCCAAAGAACAUUCAUGAGUACAGAGUACAGAGUAGAGCAUCUAUAACAUGUUUGUCAAAUAAAUCUCACCAUGUUUUUUUUUUAAAGUUCUGUGUCGAUUAAAGUGUUGUUACCAGUUUGAAAUAUCUCUCUUUGAAUGCUAGAAUGGAUCAUCACCAACAGAGCAUGGACAGGCUGUUUCCUGCCAGUGUGGCAGAUGGUGCGCUAAGGUUGACUUGCCAAAGAGAGAAUUCACUCAGUUUCAGUGAUCAGUGGGAGUUAAUCUCCAACCACAAUCAGGAUAUCAUCAGAUCCACAUGGCAAAUAGGUUUGCAAGGCUGACAUAACAUGCUAUGCUGUGCGUUACCCAAAAAGCAAAGUUAUUCCAGAGAAAUAUGAUACGGUUGCGUGGCAUGAUGAGCUUUGACUUGGGUUGGUAAUUGUACUUGUGGCAGCAGAACUGACAUAACACACAAUGGGAAAAUAAUUAGCCAUAUAUGAGAUAUACCUGCUGAGCUGUGAAGAUAAACCUCCAGCGUCUCUGAGAAGAUGUGGGACAAGUCUAUUAAACCUUAAACUCUUAUCCAUAUUCACUUGAAAUCCCUCUGUGGCUGCAUCAAUUAUUGUUGAAGGAGACUUUCUUGCUGUUUGCAUCUAAGUCUGAGGGAUAACCAACACAAAGCUGCUAGAGCCCCAAAGAAAGCCUCACAGUAAGUCACAAGUCACACAUUUAAAAACAACUAACAAAAGUGUUUUAAAGCGUAACAGUACAAAAAGAAAACACUAAUAAGCCACAUGUUUAUGAAAGUAGUCAAAUUGGUCCUUUUUAAUGACCUACUCUUCUCAAAUCGAAGGCUGGGGAGAAAACAAAAAGGGUAUCUAAUACUUGAUCAAAACAUUUAAUGGUGGGGGUAGAUGUUUUGGUUAUCUGGCUGGAGUAUGAACACAAAGAAAGUUAGGUGGCGUCAAUCCAUUGAGGGCCUGAAAAUUCGACAUUUUGAAACAGACUGGAAACCAGUGAUGAGAUCUGCACAGGUGUGAUGUCUUCUCCCUUCAUUUCCAGUCAGCAGGGGUAUUUUGAAUGAGCUGCAGGUGCUGAACGGAUGACUGCUCUAAACCCACAUUCAAGAAAUUACAACAGUCAAGACGAGAUGUUAUGAAUAAAAAUCCUCCGCAUAUCUUGAGCAGGAAGACAGGUCUUUACUUUUAGCCAUUAGCCUAAACUGAGACUGCAUCAGAAAUUGAUUGUUUUGGUCUUCUUGGUUUCAAGACAAUACUUGAAAGUUUCAUGCCCGAUAAAUUUGAUAACAUGUUAAUGUAUAGGACUUACAACUGAGGCUACUUCAUGUCACACUGCUUUCUGUAAAGCAGGUUUCAUGCAUUUUCAAAAUGUAAGAAUAUAGACGUCUUUACAAUGUUAACAUGAAAUUAGUUAAGCACACACUCAUUUCAGUUGUGUUUGCAGUACAAUGUGAAGGUUGUAGGCUUUGUAUGGUGAUGCAAAGACUUGUUGUGGUCGAGGGAGAUGGUCUAGCCCUGAAGAAGUUCUGGAGAGGUCGAAAAAUGAACGGAUGUGACUGAAUUAAGACAUUUUUGUCCACAAAAUGAGCUGCUCUUACGCCAAAUUGAACAUUUUCAAAUAUAGAGCUCACUUAAUUUCAUAUAUCUGGACAUAAAUGGAAGAGCAGCAGAAAAGCUCUUUUUUCCUUACUCUUUCUUCAUGUUACUGUGCCCUACUUCUGUCAGAUAAUUGUGUAUUCUAUUGAGGAUAUACCUUUUUCUUCCAAUGCCAGGAUAUUGAAUCCUGCGAUUUUCAUGACAGCUAAUCAGGAACUGGUGGCAAGUCUAACCAAGGGACAAAGCCUGAGAUAAGGCACUUUCUUCCCUUUACUGUUUUACCUGUCAAUAGUAAAUAAAGGAUAUAGGAAGCUCA
Molecule: messenger RNA, 30607 nt
Organism: Xyrichtys novacula (pearly razorfish)
Lineage: Eukaryota; Metazoa; Chordata; Actinopteri; Labriformes; Labridae
Source: the annotation of a GenBank genome assembly